Paramecium tetraurelia is the source of this 405-nucleotide messenger RNA. RefSeq lists its product as uncharacterized. NCBI's taxonomy places the organism in Eukaryota, Ciliophora, Oligohymenophorea, Peniculida, Parameciidae. The record is from RefSeq and is a predicted model, not a curated record. The transcript is spliced from 2 exons.
AUGAAUUAUUAACAGGGUAAUAGAGAUUUAGCCAUCAGAUAAGAAAUUUAUAACACUCAAAAGAACUUUUCAUAUAAAAUUAAAAAUAAAAAGAAUAAUAUAAUUAUUAAUGAUAAACAUUCUGGUUGUAUUGAUAGAAUCCAAAAUCUAACAUCAGAGUUAAAAAGAAUGACCGAAGCAUUAAAAGAAACAAAUCUAUAAGUCUUAAAUUUAAAGCAAGAAAUAUAAAAACCUAGAGUAAAUUAAGCAUCCUCUAAUGAUGAUGUAAUAUAAAAAAUCCAAGUUGAAGGAUUUAAGCUAGAUUAAUAUAAAUUGAAUAAAUUAGAAGAAUUAAAUGAAAUGGAAAAUGAUCUAAAUAGAUAACAUAAAGACCUAUAAGCUGAAAGAAAUAAAAUUAGACUAUGA